Messenger RNA from Poecilia latipinna (sailfin molly), 2162 nucleotides. RefSeq names its product purine-rich element binding protein Bb (gene purbb). Bases 208 to 1116 code for a protein of 302 amino acids. Gene Ontology annotation, cellular component: nucleus. Lineage: Eukaryota; Metazoa; Chordata; Actinopteri; Cyprinodontiformes; Poeciliidae. Gene Ontology annotation, biological process: regulation of transcription by RNA polymerase II. The record is from RefSeq and is a predicted model, not a curated record. Gene Ontology annotation, molecular function: RNA polymerase II transcription regulatory region sequence-specific DNA binding; DNA-binding transcription factor activity, RNA polymerase II-specific; purine-rich negative regulatory element binding. The transcript has a single exon.
CUGACCAGUGAUAUUAAAGAUGGACGCUAAUAGGCAAAUUUAUUGACCAAUAAAAAACGCCACAAACGUGUGAAGUUGUCGAAGUGGCAAGCGUUUGGGCCAAUCACAGCGCUUCAGUGGAGAACGUGAGGGGAGGGCUGGCAGUCGACACUGGCUGACGACUGCACGCAGCGAGCUGCUGCUCAGAAAGAGGGGGGCAGAAGCCGAAUGGUGGAGCUGAAGAUGGCGGAUGGCGACAGUGGGAGUGAGCGCGGUGGAAGUAGCGGAGGAGGAGGAGGCGGCUUCCAGCACUUUCAGCGGGACCAGGAGACCCAGGAGCUGGCGUCUAAGCGCCUCGACAUUCAGAACAAGCGCUUCUAUUUGGAUGUCAAACAGAACAGUAAAGGCAGAUUCAUUAAAAUUGCCGAGGUAGGGGCCGGGGGCUCCAAAAGUCGCUUGACCCUCUCGCUGUCAGUUGCGGCGGAGUUCCGUGACUACCUCGGGGAUUUCAUCGAGCACUACGCCCAGCUGGGGCCUAGCACUCCGGAGCAAAUAGCCCAGGCCACCGCGGGUGAAGAUGGUGGGCCGAGGCGAGCUCUAAAGAGCGAGUUUCUUGUCCGGGAAAACCGCAAGUACUACCUGGACUUGAAGGAGAACCAGCGGGGUAGGUUCCUGCGGAUCCGGCAAACCGUAAACCGCGGACCUGGCUUUGGGGUCGGGGGGCCCGUGGGUGGCAUGCUGGCCGGCCAGACCAUUGCCCUUCCGGCGCAAGGGCUAAUAGAGUUCAGAGACGCCCUGGCUAAGCUCAUAGAUGAUUACGGGGGAGACGACGAGGAGCUGACGGGGGGCACUGCCGCGGGGGGCUACAGCGAGCUUCCCGAGGGCACCUCCAUCAUGGUGGACUCUAAGCGGUUCUUUUUCGACGUCGGCUCCAACAAAUACGGAGUGUUCCUGCGCGUGAGCGAGGUGAAGCCCAGCUACAGGAACUCUAUCACCAUCCCGUUCAAAGCCUGGGGCAAGUUCGGAGGAGCCUUCUGCAGGUACGCCGAGGAGAUGAAGGAGAUCCAGGAGCGGCAGAGGGACAAGAUGUACGAGAGGAGAGAGGAGUCCGAGGGGGACGACGUGGAUGACGACUGAGCAGGAGAAUUACAGCAGCUGUUAGUCCAAGCUACACGACAGAUGUGCGACAUUAGGGGUAUUUUUCAUUAAAGAAGAAAAAAAAAAGCAGAAGCGACAGUUAAAAGUGCAUGACAAAUCGUGCUGUAAUAGCCUACUAAAAAGUAUUGUGGCGUAAAAAGUACAUGUUCAGGGACUUAUUGGUGUAUUAUCUCAAAAAAGUUUGUAGGGUUAAGGGUUGGAGUGGUUGUGUGAUUCUCUGAAAGUGGAAAAAAUGCGCAAAUGAGAUAUUUCUCAUUGUUUUUUUUAAAAAAGGAUGAGUUAUGCUUUUAUGUUUAAAGAAAAAAAAGAAGAGAGAGAGGUGCUACUAAAACCAGCUGAUUGGUUUUUAAUAACUAGGACUGAAACCAAUGACCACCAUCCAGUUUGGAACAUAUAGUUCAUAUUUAAAGAGUGAGGACCUGCUUAAGAUGAGUUUUUUCCUGUGCUGGAGUUUAUGGAGAAUAGAGAAGGUGAGCAAUCAUCCUAUUCUGGUCCAGAGAGAACCAGAGAGGGACGUUUGAGAUCUGUAAGCUCUUCGUUGAAAAGAUUACCCAAAAUGUCAGGGGGAGGAUUAUCUUCACAGCACAGGGGGGUCCAGAGGGGCGGGUGGGGGGGUCAUAGAAUAAAUUAAAGCUUUGACUCCAGCAGUCAGUUACAGUGCAGAUCAGCUGGGUUUUAUGUUAUACAUACAAUUGUUUUAGCGAAGCAAAAUUCACGGUGUUUUCAGAAGGGCGAGCACCAGAGCAUCCCUGGUGGUCGCUGUUUUAAACACGCGGGGAGCAGGCCUCAUGAUGGACAACACACAGCAACAACACGGUCACUAGGGUCCAACUUUCUAGCGCUGCAUCAGAAACGGCGAGGAGUUUUUCUCUUCCCCCCCCACCACCAGGCUCUCUGUGGUGGUCCGGGGGCCGGAACGAUGAUGGAUGUCUGGUACAGCUGCUGUAUCCGACGUCUGGACUGAUAUGCAUUGAUGAAUUUUAUUUUAUUUUUUUCCCCCAAAAUGAGAAGAAUAUUGAAAUUAA